Molecule: messenger RNA, 674 nt
Organism: Protomyces lactucae-debilis
Lineage: Eukaryota; Fungi; Ascomycota; Taphrinomycetes; Taphrinales; Protomycetaceae
Exons: 1
Coding region: 159-530 (123 amino acids)
Source: RefSeq, a predicted model, not a curated record
UGUUCAGCUGAUACUGGGAUUCCUUGCUAUGUUACUAUGAGACCUUGCCACCUUUAUAUACUUGCGCUCAUGGAAGCUGCUAGAACAUUUGUUGUGUCCAUGGAAGCCUAUAGAACAUCUGUUGUUCUAUUGCUUUCUCUUGCUUUCUGUGUUGUUCCAUGAUGGUCGUUCAUAGACAUGCGAUUUGCCACUGCCGAUCACGUCGUGAGAUCUUGACCGCGAGUAGCAUCACCUCCAACAGUUUCGUCCCUCGUUCGUUGCAUUCUUCUCUUGCUCGCGUCUCCCUAAAGAUGGACAUUCCCCGGGCGUCUGCUUCUCCCCAAACAACACAAUGGACAGACUGUGAGUCUUCGUUCUCGUCAUCGCAUACGCGUUUUGCUAAUCUCCGUAGCCACCUGCGCCAACCAGAUGCGCGUGCGCACCGCCACCCAUGGCGAGGCGCUGCCAUGCUCCUUUUCAUCAACUUCGUCUUCCCUCUUUUGGUGCUUGUUGCGGCGUACGGCGCAUCAGCCUACGUGUCUGACUUGUAAGUUGUUCAGCGACGACAAGGAACCCUGCUAACCGCAGCCUGCCAUCUUCCGACACGACCAAAGCAAUAAGAGAACUGACUCAAGCAGUUCAGGAGCAGACGGACGUCAUAGCUCAACGAGCUUAAUCGCGCCUUUCGAUCUUAC